Molecule: messenger RNA, 285 nt
Organism: Effrenium voratum
Lineage: Eukaryota; Dinophyceae; Suessiales; Symbiodiniaceae
Source: the annotation of a GenBank genome assembly
AUGGUGACUCCAAGUGGUCGGCUUGAGACGGGCUGCCGGCUUUGUCUCAGCAUGACCGACUUCCAUCCUGAGAGCUGGAACCCCGCCUGGUCCGUGGACACCAUCUUGACUGGGCUCCUUUCCUUCUUCUUGUCCGAUGUGGAAAUGGGCUACGGCUCAGUUCGAGCGUCAGAAAAGGAGAGGAGGGCUUUGGCGGAGUCAUCUUGGGCCUGCAACGCGGCAGACGACGAUUUCGCGCAGCUUUUCCCGGAGCUACUGAGACCUGCCGAGAGGCAAGGGAGCUGA